This is a messenger RNA of Oncorhynchus kisutch (coho salmon), 1686 nucleotides long. Its product is annotated as ATP-dependent RNA helicase DDX39A-like. The record is from RefSeq and is a predicted model, not a curated record. Lineage: Eukaryota; Metazoa; Chordata; Actinopteri; Salmoniformes; Salmonidae. The transcript is spliced from 9 exons. Gene Ontology annotation, molecular function: RNA helicase activity; nucleic acid binding; ATP binding. The coding region runs from base 136 to 1419 and encodes 427 amino acids.
AAGCCGGUUUGGUGAGAUUGCCUUUAAAAUGAACCAAUAGUGGCCACGAAUACACGAGCACAGUGCCUCUAGACUGCCCCUGUGAACCUAGCCAGCAGUGUGAUACUUGAAGCCGAUUUGAAUUAACACGAAAAAAUGGCAGAGAACGACGUUGACAACGAGCUGUUGGACUAUGAAGAGGAUGAGGAGCCUCAGGUUGCCCCGGAGACCGCCACACCUGCGGGCAAGAAGGAGGUAAAGGGCUCUUAUGUCUCCAUUCACAGCUCCGGCUUCCGAGACUUCCUGCUCAAACCAGAGCUGCUCCGCGCCAUUGUUGACUGUGGCUUUGAACAUCCCUCUGAAGUCCAGCAUGAGUGCAUCCCACAGGCCAUCCUGGGCAUGGACAUCCUGUGCCAGGCCAAGUCUGGUAUGGGCAAGACGGCUGUGUUUGUACUGGCCACCCUGCAGCAGAUUGAGCCUGUGGACGGGCAGGUGUCUGUGCUGGUGAUGUGCCACACACGAGAGCUGGCCUUCCAAAUCAGCAAAGAGUAUGAGCGCUUCUCCAAGUACAUGCCUACCGUCAAGGCAGCCGUGUUCUUCGGGGGCCUGUCCAUCAAGAAGGACGAGGACGCGCUGAAGAAGAACUGCCCCCACAUUGUGGUGGGAACGCCCGGCCGCAUCCUGGCCCUCAUCCGCAACAAGACCCUCAACCUGAAGAACGUGAAGCACUUUGUCCUAGACGAGUGUGACAAGAUGCUGGAGCAGCUGGACAUGAGGCGUGAUGUUCAGGACAUCUUCAGGCUCACACCCCACGAGAAGCAGUGCAUGAUGUUCAGCGCCACCCUAAGCAAAGAGAUCCGUCCUGUCUGCCGCAAGUUCAUGCAGGAUCCCAUGGAGGUGUUUGUGGACGAUGAGACCAAGCUGACGCUGCACGGCCUGCAGCAGUACUACUGCAAGCUGAAGGAUAGCGAGAAGAACCGCAAGCUCUUCGACCUGCUCGACGUGCUCGAGUUCAACCAGGUGGUGAUCUUUGUGAAGUCUGUGCAGCGCUGUGUGGCUCUGUCUCAGCUGCUGGUGGAGCAGAACUUCCCUGCAAUCGCCAUCCACAGGGGCAUGGCCCAGGAGGAGAGACUUUCCCGGUACCAGCAGUUUAAGGACUUCCAAAGGCGGAUCCUGGUGGCCACCAACCUGUUUGGCCGAGGGAUGGACAUUGAGCGCGUCAACAUCGUCUUCAACUACGACAUGCCUGAGGAUUCCGACACCUACCUGCACAGGGUGGCCCGUGCAGGCAGGUUCGGGACGAAAGGUCUGGCCGUGACCUUUGUGUCUGACGAGACUGACGCCAAGACCCUGAACGAUGUGCAGGACCGCUUCGAGGUCAACGUGGCAGAGCUCCCAGAAGAGAUUGACAUCUCCACCUACAUUGAACAGUCCAGAUGAAAAUCGCUCCCUGACCAGUGAAGACGACGUGUCCGUGCCCCUCUGUCCUGGUCUUUUUUUGGAGAGGGAGAAUAAAAUAAUCAUUUUUUUAUUUCUAUUUUAAAUGCCUCUCUGUGAUCUCCCAGUUCAUUAAGCAUCACUUUUUAUUAGAUUUUUUAUCCUAUCCUCCCGAGGCUGCAGUUUUAAUGUUAUUUUCUCUGUUAAUGGUGGUUGUUUCUAUUUUUGCUUAAUUAAAUAAUUGACAUUAAAAUGUUUUAUACAAUGUUA